UCCAAAAUUACCUGAAGAGUCGUUCAUCAAGAUACGCGCCGGAACAAACCCGAAUUGGCAGCAGUCUAGCACGCGACGCAGAUGCAUGCUGCUGCCACUGCAAACGAACCAUGAGCGCGCCAUCGACGUACGUACCCGGAUCCCCUGCUGGCUGCUGGCCUUAGUUAUUACAGGCGUGAUCUGCAGUGCGCAGCGCAGCGUCGCACAUGGCGCUGUGCCUGCCGCUGCCGGUGUAAUAUAUUCCAUUCCCGUUUGCCUCCGUUGCACUGCACUCCACUCCUCCGCGACGUAGCUGGCAGUGUGGCACAUGGCGGACCGCGCGGUGCCGUGAGGUGAGGCGAGCGGAUAGAUCGGCUGGUUUGCUUUGCGCCUCCCAGCUGCAAGCCUGCAAUGCCGGCAGCGCGAGAUCGUGCGGGUGCAGUGCUGAUAGUUGGUCUGUGAGAGCUCGUGAUUCUGCUGCCGCGGAUGGGCAGGGCGGGUAGGUGGCUCAGAAGCUUCCUGCCGGGCAGGAAGGAGAAGGACAGGGGCAGGGACAAGGCCCGGGCGCUCGCGCCGGUUCCCGCGGAGCCGGAUCAGGCGCUGGCGUUGCACGGUACGACGACGACGACGCCGGCGUCGACGCCCGGCACCAAGGAGAAGAGGCGAUGGAGCUUUCGGCGCCCGGCGGCAUCGCCGGGAUCGGGGAAGGACGCGGCCGCGGCAGCGCAGGCGCGGCUCGCGUCCUAUGGGUUCUUGGAGCCCCGGGUGGACCCGGACCAGCACGCCGUGGCGGUGGCCAUCGCCACCGCAGCAGCGGCCGAGGCGGCGAUGGCGGCCAAGCAGGCGGCCGCGGCCGUCGUCCGGCUCUCGGCGUCCGCGCCGGGGUCAAAGCGGAUCGUCAUCGGCAUUGAGGAGGCCGCCGCGAUCAAGAUCCAGUCCGUCUUCAGAUCCUACCUGGCGAGGAAGGCGCUGUGCGCGCUGAGGGGGCUCGUGAAGCUGCAGGCGCUGGUGCGCGGCCACCUCGUGCGGCGGCAGGCCAGCAACACCCUGCGCUGCAUGCAGGCGCUCGUCGCCGCGCAGAACAGGGCGCGGGUGGCGCGCCUCCGGCUCCUCGAAGACGAGAAGCCCAUCCGGACGCCGCGGGCCACGCCGAGCCGGCGCUCGCCGCACCACCCCCGCUUCCGGCACCAGCAGGAGAUGGAGGAGAACGUCAAGAUCGUGGAGAUGGACACCGGCGGCGUCGAGGUGCACGGCACGCCAAGGACGUCCCGGCGCAGCAGCUGCUACGCGACGCCUCUGUGCCGCACGCCGUCCAAGAACGAGCUGUACCAGAAGAUCUCGCCGACGCCCUCGGCGCUGACCGACGCCAGCGCGCGCACGUACAGCGGUCGCUACGACGACUUCUCCUUCGCGACCGCGCGGACCAGCCCCUGCCACUACCCGGCGUCGAGGCAGCAGCAUCACCACGACGCGCACGCGGGCGCGGACAAGGCGGCCGACCACCCGCUCUUCGUCCCCAGCUACAUGGCGAACACGGAGUCGUCCCGUGCCAAGGCGCGGUCGCAGAGCGCGCCCCGGCAGCGGCUCUCGGUGUCGUCCGCCGCUGGCGAGGUGCCGUGGGAGAGGCAGCCCAGCGCCCGGCACAGGACGUCGCUGGAGGGGCAAGCGCAGGCGGCGGCCGCGCGCGGGCUGGUGCCCAAGUGCGGCGCCGUGCGCGUGCAAAGGUGCCCGUCGCAGGCGAGCGCGCCCGCGGCGUAUCCGUGGGGCGCGAGGCUGGACAGGUGGAGCCCGUCAAUGCACGACAGCGAGUGCGGGUCCACGAGCACCGUGAUGACCGCCGCCACCACCACGUACUGCUGGUCGCUGGCCACUGACAUGGCAUGACGAUCUCGCCAUGUUUCUGACCGAACCUCCUGCAAGACAAGGAAUCCUAGCAUCCGUAGGAACAGGGACUGGUUACUGCUGAGGACUGAAGUUAGCAGUAGAAGAAGCUGAGCAGUGAGCACGGACAAUCUCUCUUUCUGUAUACUGUAAUGUGUGACCUGAUGGCACGUUGGGUUUCUGCGUGCCAAGAAUCGUAGGACUCUUUUCGUGGUACUCGGUGUCCUAGUUCAAUCUGUCAAGCCUUGUCGUUCCCGGCUCAACUAAAGCAAGAAGAUACUGCUAUUAGAAGUUUCAUAGUCUUGUUGCCGCGCAGUGUUUGCUCAAACUUUUAACAGUAGAAAGCUGCUGGCGCUCCCUCCAUGAACAAUCUUCUCGGGAUCAGAGUAAGCAUCAGACAGACAGCAGAUACAGUACUCUGUUGGA
Molecule: messenger RNA, 2286 nt
Organism: Phragmites australis (common reed)
Lineage: Eukaryota; Viridiplantae; Streptophyta; Magnoliopsida; Poales; Poaceae
Product: protein IQ-DOMAIN 19-like
Exons: 3
Coding region: 466-1863 (465 amino acids)
Molecular function (GO): protein binding
Source: RefSeq, a predicted model, not a curated record